AUGAAAACCAAAGUCGGCAUCGUUCCCCAAUUCGACUGUCGGUUAUGUAAAAUAGUCCACUCAGCCGGUGCAACGCCUCAUUCGAUCCCCAUGGCCACGUACGACGGCUUCGCCUUUGGCGGCCAUGUUCCGGCGCCGACGCCGACGGAGCUCUACUGCAAUGACUGCCAGAUGCACGUCCACGCUGUGGCCGACGGCGACCACCGCUGCGAUGUAUGUGGCGCAACGCUCCUGCGCCAAGCCACAGGAGGUGCCGCGGCCUCUGCGCUCGGCGACAUCUCGGUGCUCAUGAACCGCCUCCUCGAAGCAUGGGGCAUCGACCCGACAGCCGCGGGCGCAAACCAGCCUGCGACCGAGGAAGCGGUGGCCAAGCUCAGCACGUUUGCAGCGGGGCAAGCAGCGACAGCCGAGGUUGGCAUGGUCGUCGACGGGAUCAAAGGCGAGGUCAUCUUGGUUCCCGCCAACUUUGGUCCGUGCAUCUCCUUGCCGUCGUCGAGCCUUGUCGUCGCAUCGCCCAUCAACGGCGCGUCGUCCUUGACCUGCGACGUCCACGGCAAGAUUGUACUUAUGGAGCGGGGUACGUGUACGUUUGCCAACAAGAUCCUUCGCGCGCAGACCGUGGGGGCGGUGGCCGUCAUCAUCGUGCAGACUGCUGACGUCUGGCCGUACACAAUGACCGACUCGUCCGGCGAAGGCGCGGACAUUACGAUUCCGGCCUUUAUGAUCAGCGCCAAGCAAGGCAAAGGUCUCGUCGAGUACGUGGCCAGCCAUGCGACGACAGCAACGAUCGAGGUCCGACUCAACGCGCGCGAGUGCGUCAUUUGCCAAGUCGAAGUCACCAACGGCAGUCAAGUGAGCCGCAUGCCGUGUCAGCACAUGUUUCACACCGACUGCCUCGCGCAGUGGCUGCAGAUCCGCAACAGCUGUCCGAUUUGCCGCGUCGAGAUUGCGUCCAAGAACGGCCGGGCCAAGACUGACGCGGACCGGGACUUUCUGUGGAGCGACUGGAUGUCCUAA
This is a messenger RNA of Saprolegnia diclina VS20, 1017 nucleotides long. RefSeq lists its product as hypothetical. NCBI's taxonomy places the organism in Eukaryota, Oomycota, Saprolegniomycetes, Saprolegniales, Saprolegniaceae. The coding region runs from base 1 to 1017 and encodes 338 amino acids. The transcript is spliced from 8 exons. The record is from RefSeq and is a predicted model, not a curated record.